CGCCUGUAUCAACUUGUGACUGUGCAAUCAUCCACAAAACGACACUCACCCGGGCUUCCGUCUCACCUCCUCAACCACCAUUAAGUUGAGAAACACUACCCAGGGCGGAGUUCAGCUGUUAAUAUAGAGAUUAUCAGGGUGUACAACACGUGAGAAACUGACCUUAUCUAUCACCCAUUCCCCUUUCUCAAUUUUCCAAAACACCCACAAGUGAUGUCCAAGGAUGAUUUUUUCCAUCAGCCGUUGUUCCAGCUAUCGCAAACCAACCUUCGUGACCUAGAAAGGUCGGUGAGUCCUCGGGAAAUCAUACCCAACAACUCCGAUGUAUCUGAUCUUCCUCAAUCCAACGCUAGAUUCAAUGAUUUAAUUCAAGGUCAAAUCGACUUGAGCUUAGCAUCUUCUAACAACCCCACGACGGUGUUAGAACUAGACUUGGAUGGCAACAUCAAGUACCUCAGUAAGAAUUGGGAAAUAAUAGUAGGAACAAAGGUAAAGAAGAUGAUUCAAAAGCCAAUAUCCAGUUUUAUAAUUGGCAAUAAUGAAGAUGACUUGAACGUGUUCAACUAUGCCAUAGAGAAAAUGAUCAAAGAUGAUGACAGCUACAAAAUCCAGUUUAUUACUGCUACUGAUGAUAAGUCCAUUCCGGACUAUGAAAUCAAUAUAACUCCUAACAACUCUGUUGAGGAGAGCGAAACUGAAAACGAUUUACAAAGGGAAUACCAACCAAUAGGUGGGUUCUCCAGUCCUUUGAGCUUUACGGAAAAUGUUGUACAACAUGAAGAUGCGAUAGAUAUAGAUGACAUGGACGAUGAAGUGGAAACAGCCGGUUCUGAUACGAGUUCCAAGGUGUCGAACAAUGGAGGAAUCAUUGAGUUGGAAGCUCAGGGGAUUCUUAUCCAUGAUUCCAAGACUCACCUUCCUACGCACUCUAUUUGGACAAUCAAACCAUAUGUUCCGUUGGACUUGGAUCUUACCAUACCCAGUCAGUUGAUCGACUUACUUGGAUUUGGGUCGACGAUUUUCGAAAACUAUUUGCUUGAAUUGAAGGAGCUGAAGACCGCCGAUGAAACACUGGUGCCACAACCACAGACUGUUCUUUGUCAUAUUUGUGAGCAACAAAUCCCUGCUUGGUUUUUGGAGAAGCAUAGUGACUUGUGUAUUGUUGAACACAGAACCAGCGAAGACUUGCAAUUGUGUCAUGACUUAAUAAGCGACCAGAAGGAGUUAAUCUUGAGAAUCUUUGAAAGCUUGUAUCAACAAAAUGUCAAUAACUACAGCUAUGCGUACAACCAGGUCAACUCUUCAAGCAGUUCUUUGGGCUCAUCUAUUUCCUCGUCUUCGAGUGUCUCGUCAGCCGUUUUGGACUAUAAAGGUCUUCCUCUUCCAAAUUCUUCUUCAAAUGAGCAGCUUAAUGUGACUCACUUUCAAUCAAAACCAGUAUUACCCAUAAAAAAGUUCCCGUUUGGAAUCUUGUCGAGAUUGAUAGAGCUAUGUGAUGAAGCAUUAGCAAUCAAUCCAAUAGAAAUCAACCAAAAUGGAGAACCCCGGUUCUCUCCUAACACUGAAAAGUCCAUCAGUAUGAUAGUUAACUUCAAACCAUUUGAAACCAGUGACAAGGCAAUCAAGCUAAUCAUUCAAGAUACGCAAAGUUUGAUCAAUGACAAGAUAGAUACCCUUUCCAGGCUUUACUCGGUUCUCAAGAUCAGUGAAAAGAUCAAGAAAGAAGUCGAUGAACUUGUGUUGGCUUCUGUAACUGAUACAGUUUCUCGUAUCAAAGAGCAAAUGAACUCUUCAAAGUCCAAUUCUAAUUCGAUAUCUAACUCGACCUUAAACAGUCCCAUUGAUUUGAACAGCCCAAUUCAUCUGGGGAAACUUACGCCGCUGUCCUCCCGAUUUUCACCUCGACCUUCUCAGGCUCGUAUACAUUCUCCACAGCCAUUGAAGUCUCCGAGAACAACCAGUCCACAAAAUCUUCAACCUCCGCCAAUAAUUACGGCUUCACUGAGUGAAGACAGUUCUAACAGUCCCAACUAUCCGUCUAUCACACCUAAAGAUAUUUUAUUAAGAGGAAGAAGCUCAAAUAUGGAAUUUUCAAGAUCUUCCAACUCGAUCUCGUCCCUUUCUUCCCCGAGAUCAAGGAGGAACUCUAAGGAUAUCACAAUCGAAGGCUUUAACGAGUUGGUCUUGACAAAACAUAAAACUUCAGACCUGGAUCAUUCAUCUCCCAUGAGAUCUUCUCCAGCCACCGUGAGCUCAAUGCCCAUACCCAACUCGAAUGUAAACAUUGGCCAUAAUCACUUUUACAGUCCUGGGCACAAUUUGUCAUCACUCCAAAGAAAUACUCCUAGUUCCAGUCCGUUGAUAUCUCAUAGUCAGAUACAUAACGAUAGCUUGGAACGGCCUGAUAAAGCAUAUUUGAAUAUCCUGGGUACCAGUAAGACGGUGACUAAACCACCCUUAUCUCCUUUAUUAGUCAGUCAAACUCCUGCAACAAAACCAUCAGCUGGAUCUAUUAAGGACUAUGAGAUUAUUAAAGCUAUCAGCAAAGGAGCAUUCGGGUCGGUUUUUCUUGCCAAAAGGAAACUUACAGGAGAUUAUGUUGCUAUUAAAUGUUUAAAGAAAUCAGAUAUGGUGGCCAAGAAUCAAAUUUUGAAUGUCAAAUCAGAGCGGGCAGUGAUGAUGAAACAAUCUGAUUCACCUUAUGUGGCACAGCUCUAUAGCUCCUUCCAAACAAAUAACUAUCUUUAUUUGGUGAUGGAAUACCUCAAUGGUGGAGACUGUGCAACCUUAAUCAAGAUGCUUGGGACGUUGGGUGUUGACUGGACUCGUCGAUACGUAGCUGAAGUAAUUGUUGGUGUGGAAGACCUUCAUAAAAGAGGAAUUAUCCACAGAGAUUUGAAACCAGAUAACUUGUUGAUCGAUAGUACAGGCCAUUUGAAGUUGACUGAUUUUGGUCUUUCGAGAAUGGGAGUCAUUGGUAGACAAAGAUUGCAACGUAAAAGCAGCUCUUCCGAGCAUGGUGUUGAACUUUUCCGCAGAAGUUUAGCAUCUACAGUGACUCCAGGAAGUCCCCGGUUGAGUUUCGAUGGACCAGUGUUUGAGGCCAGUAACGGUGGUAAACGAGCAAGCUCUGUUACACCAUUUUCACUUUCUCCGACGGUUGAUCAACGAAAUUCUAUUUCAUCGCCUCUUAGUGAAACCCGUCAAACAGAAUCCCGAAUCAGUAUUGACCAAGUACCGUCGGAGUCUCGUUCUGAACCUCAGUCAUCAGACCGUUCAAAGAAGUAUGAUUCUCCAAAUCUUAAUCCGAGCUUGCCACGGACUUCAUCUGAAACGUCGUUUGCAAUUGUUGAAGAUGAUUUUCACGUUAGUCCUUCGCAAAGUGCUAAAGUAACUUCGUAUAAGCUUUAUGAUCCUCAAGAAACCAGCGAAAUCAAAUUUGUGGGUACACCUGAUUAUCUUGCACCAGAAACUAUUAGAGGUGUUGGUCAGUCUGAGGCUUCUGAUUGGUGGUCUUUAGGUUGCAUAAUGUUUGAGUUUUUAUUUGGUUACCCUCCAUAUCACUCAAGUACACCACAACAAGUUUUCACCAACAUAUUGAAUGGGGAAAUUGACUGGCCUAAAUUACUGGAAGAAGAUUUUGAUGAGAUUUGUCCUCCAGCUGCCAAAAACUUGAUCGAACGGUUGUUGAAUGUGAAUCCAGAAGAUAGACUUGGAUAUGGUGGCAGUGACGAAAUUAAGAGACAUCAGUACUUUAAUGGAAUUGACUGGGACAACUUAUUUAACGAAAUUCCCUCGUUUAUUCCACAACUUGAUGAUCCAGAAUCAACAGAAUACUUUGAUAAAAGAGGAGCUGAUAUCUCGCAGUUUCCAAAGGAUGAAAGUGAACUGAGUGACGAGGAUCGAGGAAGCAAUGAUGAUAUGAAACUCAGAAUUCGGGAUGAUAACCUUGGACUGGGGACCAGUGAAAGUAAAGGAACUACCAGCACCAACUCCAGCUCAAAUAGCCGUCGUGGUAGUUUGUCUGCUGGGACAAAGAGAGAGAGAAGAAGUAGUAAAUUGACAGAUCCAAGCGAAUUUGGCUCCUUUUACUUUAGAAACUUAAAUGUUCUUGAAAAAGCCAAUAAAGAUGUCAUCAACAGAUUGAAGAGUGAGCACUUAGAGCACCGUGGUAGUUUUUCAAGUUCUUCUUCAGACUCAACUCCUAUCAGGUCUCGGGGAUAUUCUUUUGGUGAAAAGCCAAACUUUAGUUUGAACUUGAACAACUCAGGAUCUGUAGGACUAGGAUUGGCGUCUUCCUUUGGGCCUGGAUCAAGUAGCUCAACCCCUGUGUCAGCUACAAACCUGGCACUGGGAUACUUUGGUCCUCCAUUAAAGGAUGCAAGCCCCUUCAAAAGACCAGUUUCUCCUAUGCUCACUGCGUUCAACCGUGCCCCAUCACCAAUGAAGGAUCUCACUGGAAGUCCACCAAGUUUCAAGCAACACGAAAGAAUUGGGUCUGGGCAUUCAAGUGAUGAUAUACCUGAUUUUGGUAAGUUAUCUCCCAAUGACCCUCCAGCUAUGAGACAUAGAUCUUCGGUGAACUCACUUGCUCGGAACAGUUUCAAAGACUCCCCUACGUCUUCGGACACCGAAGACAACAGCAGAGCACUUAUGCGAGUACAGAAACGUAGGGAGAGCUCUCGUCGGCAGAUGAUGAAUAUCAAUGAACUCGACAUUUUGUACUGCGAGCCUAUUCCUAUUGUCCGACAUGUUAUCAUGAACUACUUUGAAAAGUUGGGGUGUAUUGUGGUACUUGUUAAUGAUGGGGAUGAACUUAUUCGCAGAGCCACCGGGCAGGUGAAGUUUGAUAUGAUAUUUACGGCGUUGAAAUUGCCCAAAAUUGGUGGAAUUGAUGCGGUCAAGCUCAUUCGACACACCAAUGGGGUCAACUCUCAAACUCCUUUAGUAGCAAUUACCCUGUUUGCAAAAGAAGCUACUCAAUCGGGACAGUUUUCAGAAGUGCUUGAAAAGCCGGUAGAAUUUGAAUGUCUUCGCCAGUGCUUAGCCCGGUCUCGUCUGGAUGAAGUGUUUGAGAGCGACACCGAGAAAUAACCAAUGAAUACGAUGUAAUGAUAAACGUAUACUAAUAUUACACUAAUAUUUAACUACUGUUACUACGGGCACGGGACAACUUGUCGAUUGUGUCACGAGACUCCUCUUCGCUCUUCAAGUAUGUUUCUCUCAACCACCGUAACUGUUCGAUGCUUUCAAGAAUAUCCAGUUUGGCAGUAUGAUCCUUCUUUUUCCGUGGCUGAACACUCAUCAAUUUGGGGUUGUGACGCUUGCCAACCUCUGAGAGAGAACUCACAUCUACAAGCCGAUAGUGUAAAUGAUCUAUCACCUUUGGAAACUCUUUCAUCAUGAAAAAUUUAUCCAUAUGAACCGAAUUACCUGCCAAAAGACCCUUGUGAAUAUCCACGUACUUUGUGAUAAAUGCCAAAAGCUCGUCUUGAACCUUGGAAACAGUUCUGUCAGGAUUACUGAUUACCUUAUUCCAUAAACCUGACUCCGUGUGGGUUUUCGUGCACCAGGCAUCCAUUUUUUGAAGAACCGAUUCAUCAUAGUACACGGUGGAUUCGUAGCAGUCAUCCACCACAUUUAAAUCACCAUCGGUUAUCAAACAACACACCUCAAUAAUAUGGUCAGUGUUGAUGUUGAGACCCGUCAUCUCGCAAUCGAUCCACACCAACGGCUUGGAUGGCUUCAUCACUCUGGUACUAUUGACAAGAUUCUUGAUGAGACGUUGAGCACUCAUCUCGAUUCGC
This is a messenger RNA of Yamadazyma tenuis ATCC 10573, 5807 nucleotides long. It is a transcript of the gene RIM15, whose product is annotated as protein kinase. Gene Ontology annotation, molecular function: protein serine/threonine kinase activity; ATP binding. The record is from RefSeq and is a predicted model, not a curated record. Lineage: Eukaryota; Fungi; Ascomycota; Pichiomycetes; Serinales; Debaryomycetaceae. Gene Ontology annotation, cellular component: nucleus; cytoplasm. Gene Ontology annotation, biological process: peptidyl-serine phosphorylation; phosphorelay signal transduction system.